CCACCAUCAAGACGCCGGCAAGCUAUCAUUCGCGUCUUGGGCUACUCUUCCUGCUUUUCGACGAGUUUUCCGAAGGACAACAAUGGCAAGGAACAACGGCAAAGAACAACGGCAAGGACGAGAGUCUAAGGGUACAGAUCGCAUUGCGGGUUACGUAGCUCUAGUACUAUAUAUCCGUAUGAAGAAUUUUGGGAUGUAUUUCCAGAUAGUUUCGAACUUGGUUUUGAAUUCCUCGUCUUGCGGUAUGUCAAGGCAUCGAUUUUUCUUCGCUAUACUGUUGUUUCUUGCAUGGAAUGCUCUCAGCAAAGGAAUCUCUGAACCUUCUGCGCUCAGUGUAUUUUCCGAGUACUGUCUGGAUCAAGAACGACUCGCCCUCACUUCGUCGUCCUAUCCAGCCCUGAAUUCCUCUUAAUCGAUGAUUAAUGUCGCAGCGUACAUCAAGGACAGAAUACGGAAAUAUUGCAUGUCGGCGACGACGCGAACAUCAUAUGCAGGCGGAUUACUCAACAGCUUCUUGAUAAUGCUGUGAUUACGAGUUGACUAGGGACCGAUGUUUCCAAAUCGUGGAUUGCGUUGAAUAUGAAUGAUUCCUUUGCAAGAUGGCGAGUGUGCGAACGUCUGGGUUCGUCUCACGGUCCAAAGAAUUAUCCGUAGCACCCUAAGACAGACGAAGACGUUUCUCAUAGAUAUGUUCAAUGUGUGUCGUCAAGAAGCCAGUAUUGCCACUACCAGGAGGCUAAGAUAGUCGGUAAGUAGAUCCUUGGUGAACAUGUACACAUUCAGAAUCGAAAUUAUUUCGCUGUAAUUCACAAAAUAAUAUAGAAGGAC
Messenger RNA from Desarmillaria tabescens, 828 nucleotides. RefSeq lists its product as uncharacterized. Bases 83 to 412 code for a protein of 109 amino acids. NCBI's taxonomy places the organism in Eukaryota, Fungi, Basidiomycota, Agaricomycetes, Agaricales, Physalacriaceae. The record is from RefSeq and is a predicted model, not a curated record. The transcript is spliced from 3 exons.